ACUUAGUUCAUAAGAGAAGUUGUCUGACUUAUGAUUCGAGGUGUAGGUUAUGGGUCACUAUUGAAACGCAGUGUUAUGCGCCGAUAGAUUUAUGCGUCGUGAUUCAUGCCGGAUUGUUUACAGGAAUGAAAAGGAAAACUAAUUCAUUUUAAAAGUUGUCCGAAAUUUCAUCAAGUAUGGGAUGUUGCUACAGCUUUUGUAAAGAGGACACUGGACCCCAGAGCGGGGAAGUGAAUGAGAGGACCCAUCUUUUAGUAGAUCCUGUUAGUAAUAAUACAAACAUACCAAGAGUACAUAGUGAUGAUUAUGUUAAUCAAUAUGCAAAUUCUGAACCCAAGAAAACAGAUGAACAAAGUGCAUUGAACAGAAUUCUGCAUGAAACUGCUGCAAAUGUAAUAGAUAUUGGAGCAUUGGAUUCACAUAAUUUAGAGCAACAUGAAUAUAUGGAUAGAUCACGAGCUUAUGCAAAACGCAUAGAAGCAUGGGGCUUUAAGGUCCCGGAUAAUACAGUGUGUCUCCUUAAAGAUAUCCCUGCACCGGAAAGAAUACUCGCAUCUAAUCCACUUGCUGCUGGAGAUCAUGAACUUAUCACCGGUAUGCUCAAGAAUGCAGUAGUUGCAUUAAAUGAUAUUAAAGUAGAGCAUAAGGAAGAUUUGGUAGUACCUUUCUUAUCGUGAUCUUACAGUAAUUCCAUCGACAGGAUACAACAUCAUCCUGUUUAAAUGGAAUUAAAAUGUCAGGAGACACAAAAUAUCUAUCUUAUCAAACUGAGCUCAGCGAUAAUUUGAUUUGAGUCUGAAAUAAUAUUAGAGCUUGUUCAAAAAUGAAUAUGAAGUAAAUAUUAAGCGCAAUGGUAUAUUAUAAUUAAGUUUGAAUGAUAGGUCUGCUCUCGUAUAAAAAUAUAUUUAAAACUAAGGCUUGAGAAAUUUUUCAACAUGUAAUAUAUUUGUUAUUGGAUGAAAAAAAAAAAAAAAAGAAAGAAAAAAAAAGAAAGUCGGCUUUUUUUUUUUUUUUUCUUUUUUAUUUUUUCCUUUGAAUUUGUUCCUUAAGAUUAAUUAUCAAUUUGAUAAUAUUUUUUUCUUUUUGUAUAGCUUAUUUAUAAUCUCUCGCGUGUGUUAAGCUGAUUUGUUGUUGUAGAAUUUAUAUUAUAUUUUUGAUCUCGUUUAUUCCUUGCUAAAUUUUUUCAAUAUUUUCCAUUCUGUGAUUUUUACGAACAACUACGAGAAAUCUUUUGGAAAAGAUUUCCUAUGAUUAACAAUUGAUAAUGUUAUUAAUAAAUGUGCAUUUUUAACGAGAUCGAAAAGAUAGGGAUUUAUAUUAAGAAGAAAGACAAGGUAUGUAAUAUUUUAUCGUGGCUUCAAACCCCAAUUUUAAAAAUGAAACGAUAAAAAUUCAACUGCAUAAUAACAUUAUGAAAAUAUGUUUUCACACUAAUAAAAUACAUAUAUAAAAUA
This is a messenger RNA of Vespa crabro (European hornet), 1454 nucleotides long. RefSeq names its product ragulator complex protein LAMTOR1 (gene Lamtor1). The record is from RefSeq and is a predicted model, not a curated record. Lineage: Eukaryota; Metazoa; Arthropoda; Insecta; Hymenoptera; Vespidae. Gene Ontology annotation, cellular component: lysosome; Ragulator complex; late endosome membrane. The transcript has 5 exons. Bases 177 to 677 code for a protein of 166 amino acids. Gene Ontology annotation, molecular function: molecular adaptor activity; guanyl-nucleotide exchange factor activity. Gene Ontology annotation, biological process: positive regulation of TOR signaling; cholesterol homeostasis; lysosome organization.